AGCGACCAAAGAACCAACGGCAUCUGGCAUCUUUCUCGAUAGCUGGAAUGGCCAGCUUCUGGACGCAGGGAUAAAUGACAUACUGCCCCUAGUCGAGCGAGUCUUGCUUGAUAUGAUACUACCGAGCUCGUCCAUGGGAUCUGUGUUGUCUAGUACCGCGGCUCCUCACCCCCUAGGUUCUCCGAGCCCAUGGCAUUGGUUAGCAGGCCUGGAUUUUUGGGGAGGGUCAAAUUAUCAGUAGCACAGCGUUGUCGUGGAAGCGGACGACCCAACGCCACGGCGGCGGAGCAAAUGUUGUCAAAGAGUCUGGGAGGGAUGAGCCUUUGCGCAACAGCAGCAAAGUCGCACAACAGCAAUCAUCCGCCUGCUGGAAGGCAAAUCAACGACCAACCAAAAGGGGCUGCCAUGUCUCGCCGUGGACCCGGGAGUAGGAUAAGACAAUGGUUUGCUCCGGCAACGCUGCCCUAUAUCGUCCGAAUCGGAAGCAGAGUGGUAAACCCUGCGUACCACGCUUCGAAAAGUCCCGGUGUCUUUCAGCGAUAUUAUCUUGACUCCUCUUUUGGGCUUCCUUUGCCGUGGCUUCGGACUGUACAAGCAUACAGGUAUACAUGCGGUUGUGUUCGCAUAGCAUCACUUAUGGAUUUAGAAUCUGAAAAAUGACCCCUUUGGUUAGCUAGAAUGUAGGACAGCGAGAUCACCUAUAUAAUCCUGGGUAUCUAAGUACUGUUGGGCUUGGGUCAGAU
Molecule: messenger RNA, 743 nt
Organism: Trichoderma asperellum CBS 433.97
Lineage: Eukaryota; Fungi; Ascomycota; Sordariomycetes; Hypocreales; Hypocreaceae
Source: RefSeq, a predicted model, not a curated record